AUGACGCUCUUUACCAUCUUUAUCAACUUACCGCUUUUCAAACACAAAAUAUUUUUGUUUUUAAUCGAGUUGAUUAUCGGAGAAGCUAGCACAGCCCACGUCCAGGGAAGAAUAGCCGGAGGGGCCAGUGGAGUGCCUCUGAUGGCAUCAGGUAAACCAGAGAAACAAGUAUAUACCUGGAAAUGGGAAGAGGAAGUUGUGGGAAUGGGUGUUGUCUUCCUCAGAAAGCCAGGAGCUACUUCGAGCUCGGUUGGGUCUAGGUAUCUUCCGGGGCGUCUGACAAGCAACCGUUCGGGCCCCCUGUCUGCGAUUGGAGAAAUGGAGGUUGUGGCCACACAUGAUUCGAAGAACCCCAUCUCAAAAUUUUGCGGCACGGCAGCGAAUCUGGCGUCGACAGGGAUGAGUGGCUCUCGGGUUUAUCACCGUCUUAGUCCAAACCCACCCCACCAGCAACAUGGAUCGAAGAACCCCCCAUCUCAAAAUUUUGCGGCCCUGCAGACUGCAGUGCCAUCUGCUAUCCAUGGAUUGCUUUCACUACUUUCUCCUCUGAUCCUCGUGGUGACAACGCGAGUUCAUCCGACCCAGAUUUGA
Molecule: messenger RNA, 591 nt
Organism: Paracoccidioides lutzii Pb01
Exons: 2
Coding region: 1-591 (196 amino acids)
Source: RefSeq, a predicted model, not a curated record